UGCAUGCUGCCUCUCCCCCUCUCUCCGUCUCCUUCCCCGUCUGGGAUCGAGCUGCGUUACUGCUGCGGCUGCUCUGCUGCAAAGUCCUGUCAGCUUCGAGGGGAAGAGCUUAGAGCAUGACGUCACGCCCGGGCUUGUCUGCGGAGCGUUCUGAUUUGUUGGCUGACCACUUCGUCGUGAGAGUUCUCAACCAACCAACCAAUUGACGCAGAACACGUGGUACCGGAAGGUUCUCGCUCGAAAAUUUACUCUCCAGUCUGCAUAUCAAGUUGCUGCGUCCUAGUUACCGUGAUCAGAGGGUACGUGAUUGAUACUCGUCGCUGCGAAGCUGAAGCUGAUUUCUGCUCUAUUCAGCUGGCCGCCACCGCCGCCGCCGCGCAAACUCUAUGUGGCCGUGAAGGUUCUCUCCACACUAUCUGCUUCCUUCAUCAAAAUAGAACAACGUUUGGAGAUUUUGCUUGAGGCGAGGCGGUGGGUGUAUCAGAAUUCAGAUAGAGUAUUUCAGAAUCUGAUGCCAAAUCUGCAUGUGCUCGUUUAGGCAAGGGCAGGGAAAGGAGAGGGAAACAGAAACAACAAGGAAAACCAAUAAAAUAAAAAAGGGGUGCACAAAUCUGCAUGUCGGCAUACAAUGUGAAGUCAAGCUUGGCGGCCUCCCUUUUGCAUAUUCUAAGGAUUUUUCCUAGGAUGAUUCUCUUCUUUUCACUGGGAUAAGUGAAGGACAGCCGUGCUUAAUCUACAUUGAGGUUGCUGUCAGCGAAAGUCCACUAUCUGGACUGGUCAAGCCUGUGACUCGAAAUGCGAACUUGUAUCUCCAUGGCUACUGACCGCAUUCUUCGCACAGCUUGGGGAAUCUGACAAAUUAUGCCUCUUACUCUUACAACGGCAUAAACUUGGCAGCUCCGAGUCGUAGUUAGGACAGAGCUCUGGAUGUGCUAGGAGUUUGUCGAAGUACAAAGCGUGUGACAAGGGAAAAGCAGUCUUACUGCACGUUACUGUCAAGAUGUUGAUAUUUUGAUGAGAAGUGACUAGGCAAAUGAGCUUGACUGGAAUCUCAUAGUUGGAGAUGUCAAAAACUAGGCUACAGGAUACUAAGCCAGCAGGUCAAGGGAAUUCACUAUAGUUGGUUAUCAAUGGGUAUCAGAAACAGGUACAUUUUUGGGAAGAGCUAGCAUAGCUGGUCUGGAAAAGGCUGUUGAGGUGUUAGAUACCCUCGGGAGCAGCAUGACAAGUUUGAAUCCUGGCAGUGGCUUUCUCUCUGGGGGAACAAACCGGGGAAAUAAAGUCUGUAUUUUAGCAUUCGAAGUCGCAAAUACAAUAGCUAAAGCUUCUAGUUUAUGGAGGUCAUGCUCUGAUGAGAGUAUAAAAGAGCUUAAGGAAGAGAUUUUGCAUUCAGAUGGAGUGCGGAUAUUGGUUUCCUCAAAUACCAGUGAGCUGUUGCAAAUUGCUGCUGUUGAUAAAAGGGAAGAACUUGCCGUCUUUUCAAGAGAAGUCAUACGGUUCGGCAACCUCUGUAAAGAUCCUAUAUGGCAUAACUUGGGACGAUAUUUCGACAAGUAUGGGCCUGAAAAGUUAACGUCAGAUAAUACGCCUCAGGACCAUUCAAAGGAGAAUAUGGAGGCUACUGUCCAGAAUUUGAUUAAUUUGGCACAAAACACUUCUGAGCUCUACCAUGAACUGCACGCUCUGGACAGAUUUGAGCAGGAUUUUAAAAGGAAAUUUCAUGAAGAGGAGUCCGUGCCAGCGGCCAGACGAGAGAGCAUUAUGAUAUUGCAUAGUGAACUAAAGCGCCAGAGGAAGAUCGUGAAAAAUCUGAAGAAGAAAUCCUUGUGGUCUAAGACUUUGGAAGAGGUUGUGGAAAAACUUGUGGACAUUGUAAUAUUUUUGCAUAAACAAAUCCGAGAUUCGUUUAAUGAAGCUGUUCAUGCAGGAACCAACUUCUUCGACUCCGAGCAUACUCAGAACAAAAGGCUAGGUUCCUGUGGUCUGGCUCUACAUUAUGCUAACAUCAUCAAUCAAAUUGAAAAUAUAGUUUCUCGGCCCCUCUCACUUCCUCCUAGUUCUAGAGACAAUUUGUACCAUGGUCUGCCAAAAACAGUAAAGUCAGCUCUGCGAUCACGACUGCAAUCAUAUAACACCGAAGAAGAGCGUACGGUAGCUCAAAUCAAAGCUGAAAUGCAGAAAACUCUUCGCUGGCUUCUGCCAAUAGCAGAAAAUACACUACGAGCACACCAAGGGUUUGGAUGGGUCGGCGAAUGGGCAAACCUUGGGAGCGACAUGAUCAAGAAAUCUGGUUCCCAGCACAGCAUCACCCGCAUCCAGACGCUGCAUCACGCCGACAAGGCGAAGACGGAGCAGUACAUCCUCGAGCUGGUGGUGCUGCUCCAUCAUCUGGUGGUCCAGGUGAAGAACCGCGGCUACGGGAACAAAUCAACCAAGCACGAGCGGUCCCGAUCCAACAAGGGGCUGGACCUGCAACCCGAGACCAGGCACACCACAUCUCCCGUGAACAAUGGCAUCGCCCUGAGCCCGUUCUCGGACUGCGAGCGCGCGGCCCUGGACCACCUGAGCUUCAAGAGGGCGAGCUACGGGAGGAGCCAGAGCUGCGAGCCCCCGCCCGACAGAGGGAACAAGGCGCACCGGAGCUGGGACUCGUGCCGGAGCCAGGGCAGCUCGCCGGCGAGGGAGUUCGGCAGGAACCCGGGCCUGGACCGUGACACGGCGAGGGACCUUGAUGUAAUCGAUGGCUUGGAUAGACUGACUUCGUACUCGCACCCGUCAUCCCCAACGUUUUGCUAGAUGGUAUAGUAGGCGCUGAUUCUUUUGCUGCCGCUGCUGCUGCUGCUUUGCCCGGCUCAUCGUAUACCUUGUAUAUGUGUGAUUUGUCUAUAUAUUAUCGUAGUCCAUCUCUGUAAAUAUAUGAUUUCAUAUUGUAGCUUGCGAUUGAGUGGAGGUAUAGAAAAGUUUUGUUUGAAUGAUUUGAAUCUCA
Panicum hallii is the source of this 2986-nucleotide messenger RNA. RefSeq lists its product as uncharacterized. The record is from RefSeq and is a predicted model, not a curated record. The coding region runs from base 1222 to 2796 and encodes 524 amino acids. Gene Ontology annotation, biological process: positive regulation of growth. The transcript has 12 exons. Lineage: Eukaryota; Viridiplantae; Streptophyta; Magnoliopsida; Poales; Poaceae.